GAGGUUUGGUAAGUAGGCAAAUCAAAGAAAUGGCUGGGACAAAAAUUGUAAUGGUCAUGAAUUGCAUGCCACAUAACAAAAUUCAUGGAUUUCAAGGACGAACCCCUCUUAGUCUCAGCCAUUCCAUUAAGGAGCACAAAUUAGUUUAUUCUUGGAGUAUUAAUGGUAAGAGUAACAUGAAAUUCAUAGUGAAUCAGAAAGGGAAGCAAAUUGCAUCACAAACCAUUAUUGAGCAUGAAGAAACCGUGGAUCAUGGGGACAUCUCCAACACCAAGCUAACUGCGCUGGUUGCCGUGAGAAAUAAUGAUGAUAAGGCAUUUGUGAACAAUUUCCUAAGUACUUUCAUGUCUCAAAACCAUAGUAGAGGUUGUGUUGUUCUGCAGCUAGUUAGCACAAAACUUGAUCCUAGGAGUAUGGAACCAAAGUUAAGCUUGGAAACUGUGUUGGAAUUUUCCAAAGAUCGCAAAUUUGAAAAUAAGGGAAGAACAAAGACCUACAAAGUGGAAUUUAUUGUGGACCCAGAUUUUGGUGUUCCUGGAGCUAUCACAGUUGUUAACUAUUAUGACAACGAGCUCUUCUUGGAAAGCAUAAACAUCAGACAAAGUAUUUGUUUCACAUGCAAGUCUUGGGUCCAACCAAAUAGGCUUCACCCAGACAAGAGAAUCUUCUUCGUCAACAAGGUGUAUCUACCAUGUGGGACACCAAAUGGGAUAAAAGAGUUGAGAGAAAGGGAGCUAAAGCAACUGAGAGGUGAUUAUGGUAGUGGGAAAGGACGCAUGAAAUCAUCAUGGGACAGGAUUUAUGAGUACGAUGUGUACAAUGAUUUAGGUGAUCCAGACAAAGGAAAUGAUUAUGCAAGGCCAACUCUUGGUGGUCAAGACAAUCCUCAUCCCACACGCUGUCAUACUGGCCGUCCUCCUACUAAGUCUGAUUCGAAGGCUGAGUCACGACCAAGUAAAUCAGAGUUAAUAUACGUGCCAAGGGAUGAAGAAUUUGAGGACGUUAAGCGACAAAAUAUUAAUCAAGGAAAAUUGAUAGCACUGCUUCGUAAUCUUGUACCCGCUUUAACGGAUAAAAUCAUGGGCAGUGAAGAUAUUUCAAACAUUGAUAGCUUCAUUCAAGAGCCUAAAGGGCGCUCUGAACCUAAGUCACUGCUCAAUUUAAGAGUGGCCAUGGAAGAGAUUUUUAAAUUUGAACCUCCAAAGAUAUUUUCAAGUGGGGGAUCACAUUUCUUACUUGAUGAUGAAUUUGGACGUCAAGUGCUAGCUGGGAUAAACCCUUUAAGUAUUGAAAGGCUAAAGGUUUUCCCACCAGUGAGCAAACUGGAUCCCUCUAUAUAUGGUUCAGUAGAGUCAGCAUUGAAAGAAGAACACAUUAUAGGCCACAUUGAAGGGAUGUCCGUACAACAGGCAUUGGAAGAAAACAAGUUGUUUAUACUGGACUAUCAUGACAUUUACUUGCCCUUUCUUGAUCGGGUUAAUGCUCUUGAUGAGCGCAAAGCUUAUGCAACAACCACAAUUUUCUUCCUCACCAAAAUCGGAACUCUGAAGCCCAUUGCAAUUCAGCUUGCUCUCCCAACAGACAAGCAGGUUCUAACCCCUGCUGUAGAUGAAACCUCUAAAUGGCUCUGGCAAUUAGGCAAAGCUCACGUUUGCGCUAAUGAUGCUGGCGUUCAUACACUUGUGCACCAUUGGUUAAGAAUACACGCAUGCAUGGAACCAUUAAUAAUUGCAGCUCAUCGGCAAUUAAGCGUGAUGCAUCCUGUAUUCAAGCUUCUGCAUCCCCAUAUGCGAUACACACUCAAGACAAAUGCAACAGCCCGCGAGGUACUCGUUAAUGCAGACGGUUCCAUAGAGAAAAACUACACUCCCGGGAGAUACUGUAUGCAAAUUACGUGUGCUGCCUAUAAAGAUUGGUGGCGGUUUGACAUGGAAGGUCUUCCUGCCGAUCUUAAAAGAAGAGGUUUGGCGGUUCCAGAUGCCACUCGGCCACAUGGCAUUAGACUACUUAUUGAAGAUUAUCCUUAUGCGGCUGAUGGACUCCUCAUAUGGUCUAGUAUAGAGAAGUUGGUCAGGACCUAUGUGAACCAUUACUACAAAGAUUUGAAUGCCAUUUCUUCUGACAAUGAACUCCAGUCCUGGUACAAAGAAUUCAUCAACAUGGGGCACCCUGAUCAUAAAAAUGCUACCUGGUGGCCUAAACUAAACACCCCUGAGGAUCUCAUCUCCUUGCUUACCACCAUUAUCUGGACUGUAUCAGCGCAACAUGCUGUCUUGAACUUCAGUCAAUACCCCUAUGGUGGAUAUGUUCCAAUCCGGCCACAAUUAAUGCGAAAAUUAAUUCCUAAUGAGGAGGUUCCUGAUCACGCGGCCUUUGUCAAGGAUCCGCAGAGAUACUUUCUAUCAUCACUGCCAAGCUUAUUUCAGGCAACAAAGUUCAUGGCUGUGAUUAACAUAGGUUCUGCACAUUCACCUGAUGAGGAAUAUAUAGGACAUAGAAAUGACAAGACUUCUUGGUUGGGAGAAUCUGAGAUCAUUGAUGCAUUCAACCAAUUUUCAAAUGACAUGAAAGAUAUUGAGAAGGAGAUUGACAGAAGAAAUGCCGAUCCAAAACUUAGGAACCGAUGUGGCCAUGGAGUUUCACCAUAUGAAUUGUUAAUACCUAGCUCAGGAUGUGGCGCCACUGGACGAGGAGUGCCAAAUAGUGCAACAGCCUAACAGUUUAAUAUGCGAAGAAAGACCAGCCACGGAAUAUCACACCUUUGUUUUCCACCAUUUUUUUCUCACGGAAUCUUUACUACUUACUAGUAGAUCAAGACAUUUAUGCCGUGCAGAAAUCAUUUGAAGAUGAAUUUUGCAUAGUUAAAUUCAGUCAGAAAUCAGCACAUUGAUUAAGAAUAAAGUAUGAAAUUGCUCAAGACCUUGAAAGCAGUUUAACAAAAAACAGAUGUAUGUUGAAAUACUAAACCAUCUAUUCUGUUCAAAUUCGUGAACAUAUAAUAAAGAUAAAACAUAUAUUUGAAGAACAGUUACAAUCAUUA
Medicago truncatula (barrel medic) is the source of this 3040-nucleotide messenger RNA. Its product is annotated as linoleate 13S-lipoxygenase 3-1, chloroplastic. The record is from RefSeq and is a predicted model, not a curated record. Gene Ontology annotation, biological process: lipid oxidation. Lineage: Eukaryota; Viridiplantae; Streptophyta; Magnoliopsida; Fabales; Fabaceae. Gene Ontology annotation, molecular function: protein binding; metal ion binding; oxidoreductase activity, acting on single donors with incorporation of molecular oxygen, incorporation of two atoms of oxygen. The transcript has 9 exons. The coding region runs from base 30 to 2717 and encodes 895 amino acids.